This is a messenger RNA of Caenorhabditis remanei, 2736 nucleotides long. RefSeq lists its product as uncharacterized. The record is from RefSeq and is a predicted model, not a curated record. Bases 1 to 2736 code for a protein of 911 amino acids. Lineage: Eukaryota; Metazoa; Nematoda; Chromadorea; Rhabditida; Rhabditidae. Gene Ontology annotation, molecular function: RNA binding; protein binding. The transcript is spliced from 14 exons.
AUGACUACAUAUAAAAUCAUAAAGGCUAUCGAUGAGUGCUCACAAAGACUGGGAGAAUUGAAUAUUCAACCGGCUCCAAAAAUAUAUCCGAAUCCCAGUGAUCCCGGGAAAUUCUCAAACGAAAUAGACAUUCAAACGAAUAUUUUUGGGUUGGAAGUAGAUAAGAAAACUGAGUUAUUCCAAUACAUUGUGAGCAUCAAGGCAGAUUUGACAGUGAAAAAAGAAGUGAUAUUCACCAAAAAAGGAAAGGAAGACUUUGUGGUUGUGGAUCGUCAUGAAAAAUGUGCGACUAUCAUAUCUCAUGCUUUCCGAAAAUUCAGUGACUUCUUCAAAACUGAUAAAAACUGUUUGAUUUAUGAUGGACAGAGUGUUUUGUUCAGUUCUAUCAAUCUCUUCGAAGGAUUUCCUGAUUCACAGACGAAGACGAAACAAAUUCAAAUUAAUGGAACUGAACUGAGUCACCUGGAUCUUCAGAAUCUUCCAUACAUCAAAUUGGAAGUGUAUUCUAGUAAGAAUCCACCUAUCGUUCUGUCAGCUGAAUCACUCGGACAAAGAACUGCGAAUAGUAAUUUGGAUGCGAACAAUAGAGCUUACUCACAGAUUCUUGAACUGGCUCUUUGCCAGAGUGGAAUUCGAAAAACAUUGAAAGGAGUUUGUUUCGAGAAUGGAAAGUUAUUCUUCAUUAAACCAUUAGAAGACGGAUUCGUCAGAGAAGACAUUGUCGAUGUGGGAGAUGGGAAAAGUAUGCUUCCAGGAAUCAAACGAACAAUUCAAUUCAUCGAAGGACCAUACGGAAGAGGGAAUAACAAUCCAGCUAUUGUCAUUGAUGCUUCAAAAGUUGCAUUUCACAAAGAACAAUUAGUGAUGGAUAAAAUCGCUGAAAUUAUUCUGAAAAACCCAACUCUAGGAAUUCAAGAAUUUGAAAGAGAGAAAUGUAUUCCAGUGAUUAGAGGUCUCGACUGCUAUUCCACUUAUUCUGGACGUACACGUCAUCUGAAAAUUGAAGGAAUUCAUCCUCUUGAUGCAUCAACUGCUCGUUUUGAAUUGAAGGAUGGAGGCAAUUGUACUGUGGAGAAAUACUUUGAAGAAAGAUACAAAAUUAAAUUGAGACAUCCUCGAGCGAAUCUCUUGAUCUGUAAACACCGUGGAAAUCAAAAUUUCUUUCCAAUGGAGUUGAUGACCAUUACGAAAAAUCAACGAGAGAGCGCCGUACUUCCAGAUGUCCGCCAAAGACUGAUUAUGACUGGAAUGGCUGCUGCUGAUAUCUGCUCUAAAAAUUAUAUUUUGUCUGAAUUGGGAGUCAAUGUUUGUCCAGAACCUCUCAUGGCAAAAGGCCAAUUGCUGCCACCCAACAGAAUUCAGUUUUCAACUCAAAACACAGAGGCGACUUCUGGAAAAUGGCGUUUCUCUGGAUUCGUUAGACCAUCAGAGCCUCCAAAAAUUUGGGCAAUGUACGCAGUUGGUUAUGCGAAUAACAGUUUUUCAAUUGAGAUUUUUGGAAAGUUCGUAUCGAUGUUCAUGCAUGGUUGUCAAUCAAAAGGAAUCCAGAUAGGCGAACCAGCUGAAUCUAAAUUGGUCCACGUGGAUGAUAUGGAGAAUGUUCUGGAAAUUGCUGGUAGAAGUGAUUGCUCAUUUGUCUUUGUGAUUUCUGAUGACUCCAUUUCUCAUCUUCAUCAAAAAUAUAAAAUGAUUGAAAGAAAAUAUGAAAUGAUUGUGCAGGAUAUGAGAAUGUCUCUCGCCAAUAAUGUGGUUACUCAAGGAAAAAGAUUGACACUGGAGAAUGUGAUUAAUAAAACGAAUCUAAAACUGGGAGGAACGAAUUACCUUGUGAUGGAUACAAAACUGAACGAUGUUCUUGUAAUUGGAGUGGGAUUAUCUCUUCCCACUGGUACAUCGAAGUUUGUUUCUCUCGGAAAUGAAAUUCUGAGUCCAUUGGUUGUUGGAUAUGCUUCAAAUGGUAAAACACCUCAAGAGUUUACUGGAGAUUUCGUUCUGUCUCCAGUUGGAGAAGUUACAAUUUCCUCUAUUGAGGAAAUAAUUACCCAAUGUCUUGAAUUGUAUAACAAGUGUCGUCAGAAACUUCCAAAAAGAGUUCUCGUAUACAGAAGUGGAUCGAGUGACGGAGCACAUGGAACAAUCAUUGCUCAUGAAAUACCGUUGGCUCGUGUUGCAAUCGGACGAUUCUCGAGUGCGAUCAAACUGAUUUAUGUGGUUGUUUCCAAAGAUCACACAUACCGAUUUUUCAAGAAUAAUUUGGACAAUAUUGAUACCGCUAGUUCAAGUUCUAGUAGUUCUAGCAGUGGAGCGAGCAGAACUAGUUCACGAAAAGCGGAUCAAAUGAACAUUCCACCUGGAGUUAUUUUGGAUUCUGUUGUGACACACCCUGCGUGCAAGCAGUUCUUUUUGAAUUCACACACUACUCUUCAGGGAACAGCCAAAACUCCACUUUACACUGUUCUCGCUGAUGACUGUGAUGCCAAGUUGUCUACUCUUGAAGAGAUUACUUACAACUUGUGUCACUGUCAUCAGAUUGUCGGGCUAACCACUUCUCUUCCAACACCCCUUUAUGUGGCAAAUGAAUACGCGAAGAGGGGAAGAAAUUUGUUCACAGAAAGAUGUAGCGUGGAACCGGUGAUCAUCGGAGCUGGAAGCGAGAAGAGCACUUUGGAAAAAGUCACCGAUGAGCUCAGCUACAAGGAAAAAAGAGGAUUAUUGGAUAGACGUAUCAAUGCAUAA